This is a messenger RNA of Arvicola amphibius (Eurasian water vole), 2928 nucleotides long. Its product is annotated as acyl-coenzyme A thioesterase 1-like. Gene Ontology annotation, biological process: acyl-CoA metabolic process; fatty acid metabolic process. Gene Ontology annotation, molecular function: fatty acyl-CoA hydrolase activity. The record is from RefSeq and is a predicted model, not a curated record. NCBI's taxonomy places the organism in Eukaryota, Metazoa, Chordata, Mammalia, Rodentia, Cricetidae.
CGAAGUCAUAAGCUCAGACGCCUUAGUCAAAGUCUGUCUCUACUUUGUUGCUUUGCAGGCUCUGAGCUCUCCAACAACGCGAGCCCCACAGCUCAGCCCAGGGGACACUUACACUGCGGGCGGGGAGCAGGCCACUAGAGGAUAAAACGCACCCCAAGAAACUGAGGGCUGAAGUGAAAAAGGAAAAAUGGUGGCCUCGCUUCUCGCUGUCCUACGAACAAGCAGGUUGUGUCAAUGGGGCUGCAAGAGCAGGGCGCAGCUGUUAGGGCCCCUGCCAUUUGGUCCCGGUGGCUGGAGCACUUGGGCCCCUGAGCGGAAAAACGCGACACUGAGCCUGGAGCCCGCGGGUCGCAGCUGCUGGGACGAGCCGCUGAGCAUCUCCCUGCGCGACCUGGCCCCCGAGCAGCCCGUCACGCUGCGCGCCGCCCUGCGCGACGAGAAAGGCGCGCUCUUCCGCUCACAGGCGCGCUACCGCGCCGACCCCCACGGAGAGCUGGACUUGGCGCGCGCGCCCGCGCUGGGCGGCAGCUUCGCGGGGCUCGAGCCCAUGGGGCUGUUCUGGGCCAUGGAGCCCGAUCGGCCUUUCUGGCGCCUGAUCAAGCGAGACGUGCAGACGCCCUUCGUGGUGGAGCUGGAGGUGCUGGACGGCCACGAGCCCGACGGCGGGCGGCUGCUGGCGCGGGCGGUGCACGAGCGUCACUUCAUGGCUCCCGGGGUGCUGCGCGUGCCCGUGCGCGAGGGCCGUGUGCGCGCCACGCUCUUCCUGCCUCCAGGAACUGGACCCUUUCCUGGGAUCAUAGACCUUUUUGGAGUUGGAGGUGGCCUUCUGGAGUAUCGAGCAAGUCUGUUGGCUGGGAAGGGUUUUGCUGUCAUGGCUCUGGCUUAUUAUAACUACGAUGACCUCCCCAAGGACAUGGAUAUCUUUCACCUGGAGUACUUUGAGGAAGCUGUGAACUACCUGCUCAGUCACCCUCAGGUAAAAGGUCCAGGAAUUGGGAUUCUUGGGAUUUCCAAAGGGGGUGAACUUGGCCUUGCUAUGGCCUCCUUCCUAAAGGGCAUCAAGGCUGCUGUCUUCAUCAAUGGCUCUGUGGCCGCUGUUGGGAACACCAUAAACUACAAGAAUGAGACUAUCCCUCCUUUGUCUCUUCUGAGAGAUCGAGCCAAAAUGACCAAAGAUGGCAUCUUGGAUGUUGUGGAAAUACUUCAAAGCCCUUUGGUAGAGACGAAGAGCAUCAUCCCUGUGGAAAGGUCUGACACCACCUUCCUGUUCCUUGUGGGUCAGGAUGACCGCAACUGGAAGAGCGAGUUCUAUGCCAAUGAGAUUUCCAAACGCUUACAGGCCCAUGGGAAGGAGAAGCCUCAGAUCAUCUGCUACCCAGAAGCGGGGCACUAUAUUGAGCUCCCUUAUUUCCCCCUGUACAAGGCUGGCAUGAAUAUCAUUGUGGGUGCUAAUAUCAACAAUGGGGGGCAGCCUAAGCCUCAUGCCAUGGCCCAGGUCAAUGUCUGGCAGCAACUCCAGACUUUCUUCCACAAACAUUUGGAUGCUGAAGAGAGGAUAUUCCAGCAAAACUGUGAUUUUUAUUUAAGUUUUAUUUAACAUCUGUAAGGCAGGUCUCUCCUGGGAAUAGCCUCCACUGUGUGUGUGUGUUUAUCUUUUAUAUAAAUGUAGAGGUUCUCCCCCCAUUUUUUUUAUCAGUCUGGGAAGGGAGUGAUUGUGCAGAAAAUGUAAGGUGUGGCAAAGCUGAUCUCUCCGUGGCUCAGUCUCAGGUGACAGGAGCUGCAGCUCUGAGAGAAAGGCUGAGUCACCAUUUCUGGAGCUCAGUAAUCAUUUGCUAAAGGGCUGAUCAAAAAAUAAAUGACUACCUACUGUUUAAACAAGCAUCAACAGGGGCUGGAAGAUGACUCAGUACGUACUGCUCUCAUAGGUACUAAGUUUGGUUCCCAGGGCCCGAACCAUGCAGCUCACAGCUGAGUGUAACUCCAGCUCCAAGAGACCCAGAGCUUUCUUCUGAUCUCCUUGAGGACCUGAGGACCUGUACACACACACACACACACACACACGCACACUCCACACCACAAAAAAUACAUGGUUUGAAAGCAUAAACAAUGGUCUUAGUCUGUGUUGGCUCUAUCUUGUGGAUCCCACUGACUGAAGAUUCAUCCAUGUGAACCUUUCAUGUCGUCACCUCUGCACAGUACUCCUCAAUCCCUAAGACAACAUCAAUGCUGUAGUGCACAUUCUAAGUAAUCUACAAGUAGAUACUAUUCUGUAUGAGACAUGUUAGCCACUGCAGAUUUGGCAUCUGUAGUGACCCCAGCAGUUCCUUAUCAAUACCUGAUAACAGAUGUGUGUUUCUUCUUGUAGGAUCUUAGUACUGCUGUGGUCCAGCCUCAGCCUGGUCAGGUCCUGAGACAGGGAAGGGGCGUCAGCACAAAGAAAUGAAAUGUCCAACCAAGUUUCACACAAGUGGCCGGCCCUGAAAGCUCACGCUAUCUUUAUUUAUUUUUCAAAAACAAACAUGUUUUCCCACCCUCCAUGAUUCACCUCCAGAAAAAAAUCCAAAUAAAUUUUCCAUAUUUUCCAUCAAAAUACUUUCAGCCAGGAAACAAUGAUCAGGAUUUUGUUAGUUUGGCCAAAUAUUGAGCAGACACAUCUUGUCCUUACAAGGCUAAAAGGCAAUAGGUACACAUCAAAGGACACAGGCACACAUUUUCAAGAACUACAAUAUAAUUCAAAGCUUAACAAAGUAUAUUUACCGAAAUACGGUGCUUUCCCAUAAGGUGCUUGCAUCCAGUAGAUUGUCUUUUUCUAACUGUUCCCUUGGCCUAAUAAAUGGUCCUGCAUGCCUAAGCCUCUCUAUGAGGAACCUGAGAACCAUCAGUUCCCACAGAAUUUUAGGAGAAAAUGUUGGAGAAAAGAAACGGGGU